Alternaria rosae is the source of this 2600-nucleotide messenger RNA. RefSeq names its product OPT oligopeptide transporter protein-domain-containing protein. Lineage: Eukaryota; Fungi; Ascomycota; Dothideomycetes; Pleosporales; Pleosporaceae. The record is from RefSeq and is a predicted model, not a curated record. Gene Ontology annotation, molecular function: oligopeptide transmembrane transporter activity. The transcript is spliced from 3 exons. The coding region runs from base 127 to 2526 and encodes 799 amino acids. Gene Ontology annotation, biological process: transmembrane transport.
CCUCGCCGCAAUCACACAGGUGAAAGAACCACGAUAACGCGUUUGCACUAGAGCACGUGAACUUGUAUAUUUGAGGAACAAUACUCCCCGCUCGGACAAUGAAUCAAAUCAUUACCACGCGCAACCAUGGCAGCGAAUCCUCUUGGUGAUGUGAUGAUCCUGGGCAGGCCCGACGCUGUCGAGGGCAAGGCCGUCAAUCUCCCGAGCCACGAAGCGAUCAACGACUUCAGCGAAAAGAAGCAUGCUGCUCACGACGGAGACAUCGACAUCAAAGGCCCCUUGGACCCUGAGAUCAAGGCAGCUCUUCCCGAGUACGAUGGCGAUGGGCACGACAAGGACGGCGACGAUGAGGACCAUGUCAUUGUUACUGGCGCCGACGCAGCAGCCUAUCUACUGCCAAUGCGAGACGACUUUGUGCCUGCGUUGACUUUCCGAAGUCUGCUUCUGGCCACCGUUCUAUCAGGAUUCCAAGCCGUUGUGUACCAGAUCUACCAGUUCAAACCCACUCUCGUCACCAUCCAAGGAACAUUCAUCGUCCUCAUGGCCUACUUCCUCGGCAGGGGAUGGACCAAGCUACUACCCCGCGGCGACAAGUUCGAGGCUCGGUGGAGGGAAAAGGGUGGAGUUGGCAAGGCGCCUAUGUGGAUUACAAUCAUGUCCUUCUUCAACCAUGGCGAAUGGAACUUGAAAGAGCAUGCCAUCACAUCCAUCACCGCAACCUCCGCAUCGAUUGCUGCUCCCGCCAGUCAGGUCUUCGCUGCAUCUGACCUGUUCUACGACAUGCCUCUGAGCCCUGUCACAGUCAUCUUCAGCACCAUCUCUAUUGGACUCUUCGGCUACGGUAUCUGCGGUAUCAUGCGCCCCAUCUGCGUAUGGCACGUUGACUCGGUCUACUGGAGCAGUCUUCCUACAGUCAAGGUCCUUCAAGGUCUUCACUGGCAGACCGUCAAAGACUCAAAGCCUCUCCGAUGGUUCUGGAUCGCCUUCUCCUGCAUGUUCGUCUACGAGUUCUUUCCUGCCUACAUCUUCCCCUGGCUGAACUCCAUCUCGAUUCCUUGCCUGGCUGCCAUGCACGCGACUGGAAACACAGCAGCUACGCUUACCAACCUCUUUGGCGGUGCUACAAACAACGAGGGUCUUGGUUGGUUCAGCAUUUCGCUCGACUGGCAAUAUAUCACUUCUUUUCAGUCGUCACUGCCUCUCAAGCUGCAGCUCCACCAGACUGCCGGCUUUGUCUUCUGCUUUUUCAUCAUGCUCGGCAUUUACUACGGCAACGCUUGGGGUUCAAAGGACCUCCCUUUCAUGUCAACACGUCUCCUGACACAGGAGGGCAAGCAGUACCCAAGCGAAAGCGUCUUCAUUGGUGGCGUUUUGGAUGAGAAGGCUCUACUGCAAUACGGUCUGCCGAGGAUCACUGGUACUUUCGCCUACGCCAUGUUCAUGGCCAAUGCCGCGAUCGGUGCUCUCAUCGCCCACAUCGUGCUCUUCUGGGGCGGCGACACAGUUCGAGCGUUCAAAGAUGCUAAAAAAGGAAAGUUUGAUGAUCCUCACCACGCGCACAUGGCCAAGCACUACAAGGACGCGCCACAGUGGUGGUACCUCGUCGUCCUUGUCGUCAGUUUUGUGCUCGGUCUCGUCGUUGUCAUCAAGGAGAACGUCACUCUCCCCGUCUGGGCCUACGUUAUCGCACUGGUAAUGGGCACUAUCAUCUCGCCUUUCAGCACACUCCUCUACGCCCGCUUUGGUAACGGUAUUGCAACGAACAACCUGUCCAAGGUCAUUGCCGGAUUGAUCCUCCCCGGCCGCCCCAUUGGCAACAUGUACUUCGCCGCGUGGUCUCACAACGUCAUCAACAGCGCCGUGCAACUCAGCAUGGACCUGAAACUAGGCGAAUACCUCAAGAUCCCUCCUCGCGUCAUGUUCAUGACACAGAUCUACGGUACAGUCCUUGGCGGCUUCAUCAACUACGCCGUCAUGAUCUCCAUCGUAACAGGAAACAAGCACCUCCUCGCUGACACCGACGGCAACGCGUCGUGGAGUGGCGCAACCAUCCAAUCCUACAACACCAACGCCUCCACCUGGGCGCUCGCCGCGUACCUGUACAAGCAAGGAAAGGCCUACUCCAUCGUUCCCUUUGGCCUUCUCAUCGGUGCCGCCAUCGUCCUCGCUCAUCGCAUCUUCGUGCGCUUCGUGCCCAAGAUCGGUAACUUCUCCCUCCGCGAGAUCAACUUCCCUCAGUUCAUUCAGUACGCGGGAUACAUUCCUUACAACCAGAGUCAGACUUGCGUGCUUCUCAGCUGGACGAUUGUGGGUUUCUUCACGCAGUUCUACCUAAGGAACUACCGUCCCCGCAUCUUCAAGGACUACUCGUACCUUAUUGCGGGUGCCUUUGAUGGCGCGAGCUUGACUUGCUUGUUCAUCUUGUCGUUUGCUGUAUUUGGAGCUGGAGGCCCGGCGAUUCCGUUUCCGCAGUGGUGGGGGAACAAUGUUGCUGGUAACUACGAUUUGUGCCCUGUGGCGGAGUAGAGGAUGUGGACAGGUCGGCGUUACGCCACAACUGGAAGUCACAGCCAGAUAUAUACAGUUCACUGUCGAUUUAG